AUUUCCAUCUGAUGGAUUUUUCGCAAGAACGAUCAAUGGAUUUCAAUUCUUCUCUUCAGAAGAGCUCGUUGCUGUACGUGUUGCCCUUCAUCUGCAACUGCGUUUUCGUCUCUCCAUCCACACUAACCGAUGGAGGCCCGAGGAUCUUCAAGCCUGACGACUUUCAGUACAUACUGGAGAGCCACAACGUUGAGAGAAACUCGGACGAGGCUGAUUCGAAGGAACGACGAAGCAACAUAGGCUCCUCUUUCAUCAGAUACGGCCGCAGCGAUCCUGUUGGAAACGUGGAGAAAGUUUUCAGCAGCGAGAACGACGGUAGCUCAAAAGUGAACAGGUAUCCUCGUUGGAAGUCGCCGGAUAUCAUAAUUAGAUUUGGCCGAUCGGAUUUCAAGGGUUUGAACGGCGAUAGGAAUUACAAGCGGGGGAAGAAUUAUUUGAAUUCUAUCAGAUACGGCCGAAACGUGCACAUCUAUCCUGUGGAGAUCGACAUGACGGCACUAUGCUCCGAUCUACUGUCAAACGAGAUUAAAGAACUUCAUCCGUACGAGGCAAACUUACUUCACUUGUGUGACAUAUUGAGCAACAUUGAUGUCGAGCAUAGGAGCAAUCUGGACUUCUUGGAGAAUCGACUUGGCUCGAAACACGACUAAAAAAAAAUGCUCUCUCGUAAUUUGGGAUUUUUGUGCCGACCCGUCGUCAACAGGCUCAUCUUCGGGACGUCACAUCGGUACUCGAUCCUGAUAUUCCGAUGGAACAACGUUAUUAUCGGUCGAUCUAUACUCUGUUACGACUCCACGAACACUUAUUACAUCUUCCCUCGUGCUUUUAGCUAUAAGGUAUAAAUGAUUUUAUGGAGUCGGUUGAUGCUUUCGUCGUGGUCUUUCAGGUAAAAUUAGACGCUUAAUAAGAAUUAAAUGGGAUCCGAAAUUGAAUCAUGAUCAGAAAUCAAUUUUAAAAUUUUAACGAAGCUGUUUCAGCGAGUUGUUUCAGUUUCGUGAUGAUUCGGUGGAUCGUUGAGCGAUCACGUAUAAGUAAUGUUGCUCGAUAGCGUUUUCGUCAAUAUUUUAUUAUUUAAUUAGGCUAUGAACGUGUUUAAGUUAAAGUAUUUUAAUGUCGAGACUUAGUAGCUGGAUGUUAACUGUUCACUGAUACAUAUUUUUCUAUCUUACAUACUUCAUACUGAUGACAUUUCUUUCUUACAAAUAUUUGUUUUGCAAAUAUUUUUUAUUUACAGUUAAAUACGUAAAUUGCUUGUGAAAGAUACAUUUAAUUUAAUUUUAUUUAAAGAUAAAUUGGAGGAUUGUGAGGAGUCACGAUUUUCUCAGUUAAAGAUGGUUGAAAAGAAAUAAAACAUUCAUGGAUGAUAAAUACGGCGCGAAAUAAUAUUUUUAAUAAUUAUUAAAUUAAUAAUAAUUUGAAGAAUAAUAAAGAAAAAUAAAGGUACAAUCCAAGCUAAAUUUUAUUCACUUUAAUCAAAUUUAUGAUCUCUGCGAGGAAUGUGACUUGACGUUAUAUGUGAUUAAUUUAACUGUGAUCGAUAUUUGUUCGAUAAUUCUUGAAAGUACUGAUCUAUUUUAAGCAACAAAUGAAUUCCACUAUUUAAAGAAAUAGUUCUAAUAACAAACAAAGGUUACUAAUUGUACGGACCACUAUAGUGGAAGCUUGUGUCAAUUUUUACGAUAGUCUAUGACAAUCUACCUCACUAAUUACUCUUUUAAAAUUAAUUUUUGCUUCAACAAUAAUAAGAAAAUAUUUUUUUUAAAGAACUCUUUUAAAUUUUAUAUCGUCGUUGAUAAUUCUAAUCAAUUAUUUAUAUCUUCAAGUGAUUUCACGAUGCGUAAGUGGUCAUUUUUCAUAAAGAUUUGUUCGAUUAAAAAAAAUUGGCAGACAAAAUAACGUUGUACCAUAACGUCGCUUCCGGGUACUCUAAUGUGCAUCCACCUGCGUCUUCAGUGUAAAUAAAAGAAAUUUCAUUGGCUUUGAUAUCAAUGACGUGAAUCGAAUCCGCAAGAAAGCCGGUUAAAGAAAAAAAAAAAAAAAAG
This is a messenger RNA of Heterotrigona itama, 2042 nucleotides long. The record is from the annotation of a GenBank genome assembly. Lineage: Eukaryota; Metazoa; Arthropoda; Insecta; Hymenoptera; Apidae.